GGAGGAGGAGGUGGAGAAGGGUUUGGUUGACUUGCAGCUGUUUGUCUGUUCGACACAGGCUCGGGCCCGAUUGGGUAGACGGAGGCUUAGGACUGCGGAGAAGCUGGGAAGCCCCCUUCCCCUCCCCCCCUUCCCCAUCCCCACCCCACCCCACCCUAAUAUUUGACCAUGACAAGCAGAGGCGCAGCUCGGCCCAAUGGCCAGCCCCAGGCUAGCAAGAUCUGCCAGUUCAAACUCGUCCUGCUGGGGGAGUCCGCUGUAGGCAAGUCUAGCUUAGUGCUGCGCUUUGUCAAGGGGCAAUUCCAUGAAUACCAGGAGAGCACCAUUGGAGCCGCCUUCCUCACACAGUCAGUCUGUCUGGAUGACACAACAGUCAAGUUUGAGAUCUGGGACACAGCAGGACAGGAACGAUACCACAGCUUGGCACCCAUGUACUACCGAGGUGCUCAGGCUGCUAUUGUGGUCUAUGACAUCACUAACCAGGAAACCUUUGCCCGGGCAAAGACAUGGGUGAAAGAACUGCAGCGACAGGCCAGUCCCAGCAUUGUCAUUGCCCUGGCAGGAAACAAGGCUGACUUGGCCAACAAGCGCAUGGUGGAAUAUGAAGAGGCCCAGGCAUAUGCAGAUGACAACAGCUUAUUGUUUAUGGAGACGUCGGCCAAGACAGCCAUGAAUGUGAAUGACCUCUUCUUGGCUAUAGCUAAGAAAUUGCCCAAGAGUGAACCUCAAAACAUGGGAGGUACAGCAGGCCGAAGCCGAGGUGUGGAUCUCCAUGAGCAGUCACAGCAGAACAAGAGCCAGUGUUGUAGCAACUGAUGGGGUGGCUGGCAGCAAAUGAGUGUGGAGCAAGCACGAGAGCUAAGACAUAACUUCAGUCCCCACCCCUCAGCACACAGCCCCUUCGAUAACAGCACACUGAGCCCUGGCUCCCAAAGGCCACCUCCCAACAGCUCCGUCAUGGCACUUGUUAAUGCUUCAGCAACCAACAACAACAGGCAGCUGUUGCCACCGGCCUCCCACCCUCUGCCCUGGGGCUUAAGGGGGGUGGUUAGCUCCCCCUGGAACUUACCUUCCAAAACAAACUCUCUUCACUUUGUAUUAUAGGUGCAAGACAAUAACCUACUUAUCUGUCUUUCUCUUCCCAUCCUUCGUCCCCAUGUCUUCAGAUAACAUUUUUGUCACUUGCUCCUUCUGCUUUCCAUCAAUAACUGGUUUUGGUCCCUUUCCCCACCUUGAUGUUCCCCUCUUCCCAGGGUUGGAGAGGUGAACUUGAGAUAUGAGAAGGGGUUAACAGCACAUCCACAUUGGUAACCUGGGGGGGGGGUGGGAGGGAAUAAGGGUCUGGCAGGAAAAUAGCUCCUUUUUUCUCAUUAUAUAAUGGUUGUUUCCCACAUUCGAAGAAAGCUGCAGUGUCCAUGAUCCUCUUCUUCUACCCCUGGGUGGUUGGAUGGGAAACUUCUGGGCAAAGGUGAAAAUAGGAGAAAAGUGUGCAGGGUCAUGCUGAGUUAGUUAACCUGGGCAGAGGAAGAGGCUUAGGGCUCCAUGGGAACUCUGUAGUACUUUCUCUGCCUUUAUUUUCCCUUGGCCUUUGGGGGCUCUUCCCCCAUGGUGAUUCAGCCCCAGGGUCUUCCAAAGAACCGUUAUUGGGUGCCUUUUUCUUGGCUCUGCUGUGGUCUAGUUGGAGGAGGGACCAGUCUCUGAUACCCAUCCUCUGAUUGAUAUACAUAUAGAAUUGUUUUCCUCAUUGGCCUCAGCCCCAUCACCUGUUCUGUCUCAACCCUGGACAUGGCCUAUCACUGCAGUUUGCACUUUAGUUGAUGGUUGGUUUAUUUGGGAUGCUUAUUUUAUGGGGUUUUUAACGCACACACCUUCCUUUUUUAACUACGUGGAAAGUGAGGUGUAUACGAGGUCUGUGGGGUGGGUGAGAAAGGGCAGUGGCAGCUACCCAAGCCAAACCCUCUCUCCUCCUUGACCCUACCCCCAAACUUUGAUUCCUCUCCACCUUACCCACUCCUCAAACCUUCACUAUGCUUGAGACCUUAACACUCUGAAGACCUGGUGGGGAGACUGAGAUUGAAGAGUGUUCAGGGAAGCACAGGCCAAGGUAGAGAUUAAGGCAUGUCCUAGGCAAGAGGCAGGAGUAUGGGGAGAGGGGAGGACAACUACCUUUCCCUCAAAUGGGAGUCACUCAUUUUGAUGCCCUAUCCCUGUUAUCUUUUCUACUUCCCUGUAAAUAGGUAUGAUGAUCUCUUUCCCCAUUGUACAGUCUGUCAUGCCCUUUGGCUUCCCUACAGGCCCCAGUCACACCCUAUUUUUUCUGUCAGGAUCCCUAGCCUUUUCUACCCCUACUCCUUUGACUUAUUCUUCAACAUCCCACUCCUGAGGGAGAAUGACAACUCAUAUUCCUAGGAGCCAUGGCCCCCAUAUCCUGCUCUUUUGUCACCACUCCCUCCAUGGGACCAUGGGAGCGUAAGCCACAAAGUCCUAGUUGUAGUCCCACAGACCAUACUGGCUGCUCUUCUGGCCAGUGAAGUAGCUAGUUUCAAGAGUUCCUUCACAAAAGUGUUACUCUGUUAAGAGGGAUUAAAACACUUGCUGCAUCCAGAGUAUAGAUCUCUGAUGUAAAGGUUAGGUGGAAAAGGGCAUGGGUUUAGAGUAUUUGGGGAAAAUUGUCAAGGGAGCAAAUUCCAGGAGGAAGUAGAAGAUUACUCUUGCUCCAGGUUUCCUCUUGUUCAUCAUUAGGAAUGUGAUCUAAUAUUUAGGAGAAAGCUAUUCAGGACCAUGGCUGACUUCUGAGCCCCAGGGUUUAAGAGUCCUACCUGUUUUCCUGGCCCACAGACACUUGAACUGCCUUACCUGUCUCAAACAUACCAAAAAAAAAAAAAGCUAUGAAAUUUGUAACCGUAAGACCUUGUCGCAUUCAUCUUAAGACCUUCAGCUGAGCUCUCAGUGGCAUCCUUAAUUCCCCGGGGGCCUGGCAGAUUCUUUUUCCUUCUCUUAAGGUUGCCAUCAAGUCGUCAAACACCCAAACACUCUGCAUUCUUCAAAGAAGCUGGGGAACUAGAAGGGAUCUCUAGGUCUCUGCAUAUUUGUGUGUCUAUCCCUUGGAGUGAAGGUAUAUCUUUGUCUUGGGAUUGGAGUCUUUUCCCCAGAAGAUUCUCUUUACUCCCCCCGCCACCACCACCACACACACAUACACACUUAAGGAACAAGAUUGGCCUUAGCUUCUUUGGCUUGUCUACUGCCUUCCUUCCCUUUUCUGCUUGCCUCUGGGCUCAGUGAGACUGUAGCUUCACUGGACUCUGGGAGUUUUUUAAUUUUUUCUGCCUUUUUUUUUUCCCAAUCAAUUGUUUUUAUGGGGUUUUUUUGAAACUUUUUUUUUUGCUUCUAGAAACCAUUUGUCUUUUCUCCCUUUCCCUUCUCUAAAUAUAACAAUCGUGGUAACAGAAUGCACCUGCUGAUUUACCAAUGUAUUUAAUGUAAGUAAAAAAGAAAAGAGGGGAAAAAAAGAGGAAAAAAGUGUAUUAGUGUUUCUUUCCUGCUGUUUUUCUAGCUGAAGCUAGAUGUUGGGAAAGGAGGGGGCAGCUACAUUGAAUCAAAACGUCUAGUUUGAUGCCAUUUUCCAUCUCAGAACACUGAAGGAGGCUUCAGGAGGGGCCAAAGUUACUGUUUUGGGUUUUUUGGGGUUUUUUUUGGUAGGAUCUUCUGUUUCUAAAAGAGCAAAUCACUUCUAAAGGUUAUCAGAUCCCUUUGGAGUUUCUCCAAUACUCUUCUAACCUUUUUUUGUGUCAUGGCCCCCUUUGGCAGUCUGGUGAAAGCUAUAGCCCCCUUCUCAGACAAUCUUUUUAAAAAUGCAUAAUCAAGCGAAAUGCUAAAUUUCAGUUAAAAUUUGGUGAAAAUAAAGUUGUCAAAAUUUUCCUAUCCAAGUUCAUGGACCCCUUGUGAGACCUAAGUCUCCUCUGAUAUUUAUCAUCUUUCCCUCUUGUUAUAUUGCCAUUUCCUACACCAGAGGAAAAGAGAAUGGAAGACAGGAUGUCUACGUGCCCACAGCAUAGGAAGUGGAAGAGCAGGAGUCCCUUUUUCUCCCUAUGCUGAGGUGUCAGACUUGGUUUAAUUAGUAUGCCAGUAAGACAGGUGGGGAGCAGGCCUCCUGGACCACUAGUUUGUGCCCAAGUCUAUAGAGUUUGAUACUACUUCAGAGCUUUUUAUUGUACUCUCUCACUUGGUUUACUGCACCUUUGAUACUGCAAUCAGUACUGUCAGGACCCCCUUCACAUUACUAUCCAUCUCCUUGUUCUCUUCACUAGUCAGGCUUUUUCUGUUACUAGAGAGGAGGGGAGCAUGAUUGAAGCAGUCUGGCUGUAGUGUAGUAGGGUCAUCCUGUCACUGGGGGGCGGUGUGGGAAUGUCAAAACACAAGACCCCCAACUUAAGGGUACCCCGUAGAUUUCAUUUCUACUCACUCCUGCCAGGACCUGGGGAUAUGAGAAUCAUAUUUUAACCUCGAUUCCAUAGCCUCAAGGGGCAAAUGGUCACGGAAGGGAGACGUCACCGGUAAGAAAGCAAAAGCUGGAGUAUACCACUUUUUAAAAAGACAUGUUUUGAAGUUGCAGGUGAGAGAACUUGAGCAUCACUCGCUCAAUUCGACACACACUGUGCCCAAGGGCAAGGUACAGAGCUAAAUACUGGAGAUUAAAGGCAAAAAUCAAAUCCCGUUUAAAUGCUACUUCAAUGUCGGGGUCAUGCAGGAGAAGCAAAGUAUUGCUCUCCGGAUGGAUUUCGGUAUUUCAACUUGUUUCUCUCUGGCUCUUGGGUUUGGGGUAUCUAGAGAGAGACUAGCUGCCGAAAUCACCUGGAGGCAUAGGUAUGACCAUUCCACUGACCUUAAAUCUCCGUAGCUUCCUGUAGCCUUGUUUUAGUUACCCCACUGCCCUUUAACACUUCUACCUAAACAGGACAUACAUCUUUCUGUGGAUUUUCCCAGAAUGCAACCCCUUCGUCCUGCCUUUAAGAAACUUCCGUCAAGCCUUAGACUUCACUUCCUUCCCUGGAACCCUCAGCUCAAAGUGCUCUCAUCCUCGUGUUUUCCUAGGACACUCAAGGUCUUUUGCCUCCAUCACUCUCUACCCCUUAUUAUAUAUGUGUAUUGAUACUUAUGAUGUAUCAAGAGAACGUAGGAAGGCCCGUAGACAUAUUUCGUGGACUCCCCUGUGGCGGAUUUAUGGGAGAAUCUGAAGGAGAGUCAUAAUGGUUGGGUAGCCAGCAGUAUUUUUGGAGGAAAUAACCCACAUCAGUGGGUUCACAGAUCGAUUAGUCUUGGAGCUCACAAUAUCCUUUCCAAUAGAAUGUAAGCUUCUGGGAGGCAGGGACCUUGUUUUUCUUUUCUUUGUGCUCAGCGCCAAGCACAAUACUUUGCACUUGGUAGAAGCUUAAUAAAUAUUUCUUGAACGUUGA
Molecule: messenger RNA, 5453 nt
Organism: Vombatus ursinus (common wombat)
Lineage: Eukaryota; Metazoa; Chordata; Mammalia; Diprotodontia; Vombatidae
Gene: RAB5B
Product: RAB5B, member RAS oncogene family
Exons: 6
Coding region: 169-816 (215 amino acids)
Molecular function (GO): GTPase activity; GTP binding
Source: RefSeq, a predicted model, not a curated record